AUGAUCCGAAGGAUACGGAAAGCUCCAGACAGCGACAUCAUCAGCGAGGAGCUGAAGCUUACAACGAGAGGAGAACAAUUUUUAGCGUUUCAGACGGACGACAUCGUUAUUCUAAACACUCCAUCCAAUCGUGACGUUUUAGCACCUAACGCCCACUGGUUUUGUGAUGGAACAUUGGACAGCGCUCCGUUAGCAACACAACUUUACACCAUCCGUGUUCUUGUUGAGGAUUCUCACACUCUGCCUCUUGUUUACUGUUUGACAAACAACAAAACCAGGGCCACAUAUGACGCGAUCUUUACUUACCUCAACGGCCAGAGAGGCCUCAACCCAGAGACCAUCACAAUAGAUUUUGAACGAGCCGCAUUAAACGGCAUCAGUGAAAACUUCCCAACCACAGCCGUGCACGGGUGUUUUUUUCACUUUGGCCAAUGUCUUUGGAGAAACCUCCAGUGGCUUGGACUACAAGAUUGGUACUUGGAGCCAGAGAACUGUCUUCUCAUCAAGACCAUUCAGGCCUUGGCUUUCGUGCCUCCUGACGACGUCAUCGAGGCGUUUCAACAGCUCAUGGAUUCGCUGGAUGCCGACACUGACGAGACGCUUUCAGACUUCCUCGCCUACUUUCAAAGUACAUGGCUGGGCAUUGUGCAGCGAGGACGCCGUCGACGCCCGAAAUUCGACGUCGCCAUGUGGAACGUCUACAAUCGUGUGGGAGACAACCUGCCCAGAACUAAUAACUCGGUCGAAGGCUGGCACCGUGCCUUUGAUAAGUGA
Messenger RNA from Pomacea canaliculata, 774 nucleotides. RefSeq lists its product as uncharacterized. The record is from RefSeq and is a predicted model, not a curated record. The coding region runs from base 1 to 774 and encodes 257 amino acids. The transcript has a single exon. NCBI's taxonomy places the organism in Eukaryota, Metazoa, Mollusca, Gastropoda, Architaenioglossa, Ampullariidae.